Messenger RNA from Aspergillus calidoustus, 336 nucleotides. The record is from the annotation of a GenBank genome assembly. Lineage: Eukaryota; Fungi; Ascomycota; Eurotiomycetes; Eurotiales; Aspergillaceae.
AUGUCCUACAACAAGCCCGACGGCCCACCACCCUCCUACCCAGCCCCCAUCCACGACCCCUAUGCCCAACAACCACCACCGGGCGCCUCACACGACUACUACGGUGCCGGCUCCCCUCCUCCGCAAGGGUACGGAUACGGCUCUCCGCCCCCGCAAGGUGGCUACCCGCCGCAGGGCCAGCAACCCAUGUACUAUCCGCCGCAGCAGGGCGGGUACCCACCACAGCAACAGGGGUAUUAUCCCGAGGAGCAGCGUGGGGGUUCAGGUGGUGGUGGUCUCUGUGCGGGUAUCUUGGCUGGUUUGGCGUGUUGUUGUUGCUUGGAUAUCCUCUUUUAG